AUGAACCAAUUCCAACAACCCCAACAACAACAACAACAGAUUCCAAUAUACCAGUAUCAGAACCUCCAAUAAGCUCAACAAAUCACGAAUCCAAUCAUAACGAUACCACAACGAUUCCAAACCCAAUAGAACCCAAUAGAUCUAGAUCAAGUACAUGGUCCGACAUCUUCCGAAGAAACUCAUUAACCCAUCCGAUUCCCACGACUUCGACUCCAGACCCUACCCGAACCCAUCCCACAACCACAACCUUACCACUUUCCCAACCCAGUACACCUUUAUCGAACCAAACCCCACUAAACCCAACCCAUACACCCACCAAUUCAUUUUCCCUAUCAUCCAUUACCUCAGCCCUAAAACGACCCUUACUCUCAACCCCUACCAACCCACCGAUCUCUCUUCCCACCACGACCCACUCAAGUCCAUCCCCAACCCAUCGAUCUCAAACCUUCCAAACCGAACUCUCACCAGGCGGAACAAGUGCCGAUCCAGAUCCCACACCAUCAGUACCACCACGUCUGAUAGUAGAAGAAGAACCGAUGGAAGAAUCAUUAGGAUCGUUUGAUUUUAAUCAUUUCUUGGAUCAAAUGCGUUGGAGACAAUCUGAACCGAUUGCGAAAUACUUGAGAUCUUUUUUGAAAGAGUUUAAUAAACGAAGUUCUUUGGAGAAUGGAUUGUGUAAUAUUUCAGAACAGGUUAGAGUCGUUAAUGAUUUUUUAGAUUUUAUUAGUAUUAAGAUGAGAGAAAUUAAAGGAGGUCCAUGGGAUCCGAGUAUAUGUAGUGAUGGAGAAUUCGAUCAUGCAAUAGAAGCCAUGGAAAAACUAGUGAUGAACAGAGUAUGGCAUCUAACAUAUACACCAGCCUUACAAAACGAAUUCCAACCAUCUGUCACAGAUGAUUUAGAAAGAGAUGAAGUCUUGAGUCAAAAAUUUAAUUUGUUUCAUUGGAUCAAUGAUUUACACUUAGAUUUGAAGUUAGAAAGAGAUGAAUCAGAUGGGUUUUUAGAGUUUGCUAAAACUGAGCUACUUAAAAUUAAUGAUUAUAAAGCACCAAGAGAUAAAAUGAUUUGUAUUUUAAAUUGUAGUAAAGUUAUCUUUGGAUUGAUUAGACAUAUUUCUAAAUCUGAAGGUGGUGCAGAUAUCUUUGUACCGAUCUUAAUCUUGGUCGUCUUAAGAGCAAGACCCGAACAUUUAAUUUCAAAUCUUCAGUAUAUUCAACGGUUUAGAAAUCCAGAUAAAUUACAAGGUGAAAAUGGAUAUUAUCUUUCAAGUCUAAAUGCAGCCAUCUCAUUUAUUGAAAGAUUAGAUUAUUCAGUUCUUUCGAAUAUUUCACAAGAAGAAUUUGAAUCGAAUGUAGAACAAGCGAUUUCGAGCUUACCAAGAUCACCUAGCCGAUCAACCCAUCCGAACACCCACCCCGAAUCGAAUCCUGAACCCAAUACAUCUACAUCAUCUAAAGUUAAUCCAGACCAUCCAGUUAGACCACCCUUGAUGAGUGGAUCGAGUUCGAUACCUGAUUUAACCCGAACCUGGUUAUUCAAUACCGUACCGAACUUGGCUGAAAAAGCCGUAAGUAGACCAUUGAAUGCGAUUGCAAGAAUAGUAGAUGAUCUUUCACAUGAUCAAGAAGAAAUGAGAACAAUCCACCAAAGCCAAACACAUGAAGAGAAUCGAUUAAGUUUACCAAGGCCGAGUGUACAAGACUUUAGAAGGAACAGUAGUCCGAAUGUGGUGAUGAGUAAUAACAGAAGAAGAGGAUCUCGACCAUGGGCAUUGAAUUCGGAAGAAUUAAAGGAAGAAGCACAAGAAGAAGAAGAAGAGAAAAGGAAUCGGUUUGAGAAAUUGAAGAGAGCUGAACAUGAAGCUAAACUUGAUACGCUUUGUUCGAUCUUUGGUGAACUUGAAAGAGAAGUACUUGAAGUUGUUUUGGUCACUCAUCAUGGUCAAUUGAGUAUUGCUAUUGAUUCGGUUUUGGAAAUGAGUUGAAAGACAAACAAGAAGAAACAGUGAUGUGAAUGAAUGAAGAUGAUGAUGAUUGAGAAUGUAGAGUAGAACAUCUUUUAAGAUUGGAUUGGUUUAAUGUUUUUGAUUUGAGCAUUGUGAAUUGUGAAGUUGAUAUGGUUUUGAAUUUCUUUAAGUUUUGUUUUAUUAAAUUGUUUUUUAUAUUAUACAAUAUUAAAUAUGAAAAAAGUAAAGAAAAAGAGUUGAUUGAAU
This is a messenger RNA of Melampsora larici-populina 98AG31, 2210 nucleotides long. RefSeq lists its product as uncharacterized. The coding region runs from base 537 to 1982 and encodes 481 amino acids. The transcript is spliced from 6 exons. The record is from RefSeq and is a predicted model, not a curated record. Gene Ontology annotation, cellular component: cytosol; endocytic vesicle. NCBI's taxonomy places the organism in Eukaryota, Fungi, Basidiomycota, Pucciniomycetes, Pucciniales, Melampsoraceae. Gene Ontology annotation, biological process: vesicle-mediated transport. Gene Ontology annotation, molecular function: small GTPase binding; ubiquitin binding; guanyl-nucleotide exchange factor activity.